AUGUGGUGGCUAGACCCGGGGAAAGAGGCAAUCUUGACCACUCUACAGCUCUUUAACCGGAUCCUCGCCCCAUAUGUCGAAAAUCUGGAUAUGAACCAAGUGAAUUAUGGAAUCGGACAAGGGCAACUUACACUCCGCAACCUACGAUUAAAGAAGGGUGCAUUAGACAAAUUCAGGUUACCGGUUGAUGUUCUUGAAGGUCAUCUCGGGGAAUUCACGCUGUCCUUACAUUGGAUGAACCUUGGCAAUCAGCCGGUGGAAAUACUGAUUAAAGAUGUCUAUCUGCUUGUUGUUCCGUCUACACAAUCUGUAUAUGAUCCUAAAGAAGAGGAAGAGCGAGCACAAGCUGCCAAGUUAGAGCGUCUCGAAAAUGCGGAAUUACUGCAUAUGCGUGGACAGCCAGAGCAAUCUUCCGAUGAUUCACCUCAGCAGCAGGGUCUCUGGGGAUCUUUGACUGCCAAAAUAAUCAACAAUCUUCAGAUCACUGUUCAGAAUAUUCAUAUUCGAUAUGAGGACAAGAUGAGCGUUCCUGGGCAUCCCUUCGCUGCGGGUGUCACUCUAGCAGGCUUCACCGCUGUGUCGGUCAACGAAGAAUGGCGACCUACAUUCAUUGAAAGCAGUGCCGGUGCUAUUCAUAAGUUGGCCAAACUUGAAUCUCUCGCGUUGUAUUUCGAUACAGAUUCACCCAGUAUGGCUGGCCUUCCCCUCAAGGAAGCUGUCGAGAAAUUCAAUAAAAUGAUUGCGCACGAUGCUCAAGAUUCAUCACAUCAAUUUAUCCUGAAGCCAGUCUCUGGAGAAGGAAGGAUAAUUAUGAACCAGCAGUUCGAUAACGCCACCCCUCGUUUCGACGUACAACUCCUGUUCAAUGAGAUUGGGGUGGCUCUAGACGAUAAUCAGUACCGGGAUGUCAUCUCCUUGCUCGAUAUGUACCAUGUAUAUAUACGACAGCAUCAGUACCGCAAGUAUCGCCCAAGUGACGAGGAAUUCCGUACUAACGCCGGCCGUGCCCGGCUGAAAUACGUCGGGACAGCUAUUCUUGAAAAUGUCCGACAGCGACGACGACAAUGGACGUGGCAGUAUUUUGCCGAACGACGCGACGAUAGGCUAAAAUACGUCGAGGUAUUCCAGAAGAAAGUCUUAAAUGUAUUGUCUCCACCAGAUUCUCAAAUUCUGCAUGAUCUUGAAAGAAAGCUUACUUAUGAAGACCUUCGCUUCUACCGGUCGAUAGCUCGAUCAAAAUUAAGAAAAGACGCUGCUCUUCGUAAACGGCUGGAGGCGGAGAAACCAAAACAGCCUCAGAAGCAGUCGUGGGGAAGUUGGCUGUGGGGCUCUUCUUCAUCCACAAACGAGAUGCAAGAAGAUUCUGCCUUUGGUGGGCCUAUGACCGAGGAACAACGAAAGGAACUCUAUGAUGCUCUCGAUUACGAUGAAAAAUCUGCCGUCACAGAAGCGCUCGAAGCCCCCAGGGAUUCACUGAAAGCUCAUAUCAAAGCCACCCUCAAUCGAGGAUCAUUUGCACUUAGGGCUGGCCCCCACAACAAGGCGCAGGACAUCAUCUCGAUCAAUUUUGACGUCUUCCAGGCGGAUGUCAUCCAACGACCCGAUAAUUUAGAAGCGUCGGUGUCUUUAGGUAGCUUCGCUGUAUUCGACGGAACGACAGAAAACAGCGUACAUCCGCAAAUAGUUCAGGUUCAGGAGCUGAAUACCAAGGAGCUUCGUGACACUGACAAGGACAAGGACGACCCUUUCCUAUUCAUUAAGUUUGAAAAUAAUCCUCUUGAUGAACGCGCAGACAAUGCAAUCACAGUUCGGAUGAGACAUAUGGAAAUUAUCUACCACAAGGGUUACGUGGAAGCGGUUUACAAAUUUCUGAAGCCUCCGGCGAGUCAGCUGGAGUCGGUAGAGGCGCUUUUGAGUGUCGCCAGCCAAACACUCGAAGGAUUACGCAAAGAGACAAGAGCGGGAUUGGAGUUUGCUUUGCAGAAUCACAAAACGAUUGAUAUCCAAAUGGACAUGGAUGCACCAAUCAUCAUCGUUCCCGAAGAUGUUACCACAGUCAAUUGCAGACAUCUCAUCAUCGACGCUGGCCAUAUUGCGAUAGAGAGCGAGCUGGCGGAUAAAGACACGAUACGCGCCGUACAUUUGAAACGCUCGCAAAAAUACAGUGACGAGGAUUACAAACGGUUGGAAGAUUUGAUGUACGACAAAAUGUCCUUGAGACUAAAAUCCGCUCAAUUCGUAAUUGGGAAUGAUUUAGGCUCAUGCCGCGAAGCAUUAAAAGCCGAUAGUCACGACACACUUCACCUUUUGGAGCGGAUAAGCAUCGACCUCCAAAUUCAGAAUUCCAUAGUUCCAGCCGCUCUCAAUCUUGCUCGCUUCAAAAUUUCGGGAAAACUGCCAAGUCUUCAAGUCAAUCUUUCUGACACGAAAUACAAGUCUCUGAUGCGUCUGGUGGACGUUUGUGUUCCCAAGUUCAACGAUGAAGUUGAAAGUUCAUCACGCCCUACAGAAGGACUUGAGAUAACGCAUUUCCCUCUUGUGGCCGGUACACUUUUCAGUCAGGCCGAACAUGAGUAUAAUAUCGAUGAAGAUGAUGACGGUGACAGGAACGCUGCAAACACUUCGGGUUCUCAGGAAGGAGAAGAGGAAUUUUUCGAAGCUGAUGACGGUGUGGCUGAGCAUCCAGAGAUACACCAGCGUCUUUUCGAAUUGACAUUUCAAGUUGACCAACUGGGAGCCUCGCUAUCGAAAAACGGGCAAGAUGGAAGCGAAGAUCAAUUGGGUAGCGUGACCCUUGAACGCUUUGACCUCAAGUUUGGUCUAGCAAAAUACGACAUGAAGGUCGAUGUAAAUCUCCGGUCUAUGUCCAUGGAUUUGGUUCAAGGUGAAUCUGGUACAAUGAAGUUCAUGUCCACGGAAUCGCACGAGGAAAAAGACUUGUUGAGCGUUGCAUACGUUCGCGUCCAACAGGAAUCUCCAGAAUUUGCCAUUGUCUAUGGCGGAAUCGAGCAAAGUGUAGAUGUCAAAAUAUCUACUUUCAUCUUCCACGCUGCACCUGAGCCAGUGUUGAUGCUCUACGACUUCAUUAUGACAACAUUUGUCCCUGAAUCUGAUAACUCUUCGCCGCAGCUAGACCCGCAGGUCUCGAGCAGCGAAUCUAAUCUCUCCGCACAACUGACGUCUGAAAAUGAGAGGAAAAUCAAAGUUUCUGUGAAUUUGGCCAGUGUUCGAGUCGCUCUGGUGAAUGAGAUGAUUAAUAUAGCCACUCUGUCGCUCUCAACCGCUGAUGUCACGGUGGUAGUUCGGCCGAAGUCAUUACUUGUUUCUGGGCGGUUGGGAAGUCUAGCUCUGAGUAAUGACUCUGAAAUGCAUUCCAUACGAACCGACUUCGAUCAACUGAUGUCGAUUGAGGGGCAUAACUUUGCGGAAUUCCGCUAUGAAACGUAUGACCCAGACGACGCCAAUUACGCUGGCAUCAAGUCUUCCAUCUCGCUUGACGCAGGAUCGGUCAAGCUCCAUUUUCUAGAGAGGCCUCUGCAUGACAUAUACUUGUUUCUCGCGAAACUCUCCAAACUCAAAGGAUUAUACGAUGCUGCUACCCAUGCGGCAGUACAGUCUGCUUCCGAUAUGGACACAGAACUCUUGCAAUUCAAUAUCUCUAUCAAAUCACCAAUUGUUGUCUUCCCUUCUGAUCCCAUGCGCUCCUCUGAUAUGAUGGUCAUGCGGUUGGGAGAGGUCUCCGCGAAGAACUCCUGCGAAGGAGUGAUAAAUAAGAUCAGUGCUAGUCUUCGAGGGAUCCAACUCGUUUCGUAUUUAAAGCACAAGGAGAAUGUAUUCGCUCUCAAGAUUAUUGAUGACAUCAACGUCACGGCCGAUGUUGUACAGACUGCAGCCAUCGACCGUGUUGUUGAGCUCGAGCAGCCCGAUACUGGGGUGUCUAUACACAUAUCUGACAUUAAAUUGCAUCUGACUCAAAUUCAAUACGGACUUCUGAUCAAGUUGUCGCAAUCUAUUUCCAGAGUUCUCGCUGGCGCACCUGAAGGCGCAUCUCGAGCUGAAGCCGCGGUUGGCUUCGAAUCGCAACCUCAACUGGCGGAAAAAGAAAGACGUGAAACUCUGGUCGACGUAGCACCAGAGGAUGCCCCGAAAUCGUGGCCUACCUUGGACCUUGUGGUGGAUGUCGAUACAGUAAAACUUCAUCUAUACGAUGAGUUCGCUACCGAAGAAUUGAAUCUUAAAGAGCAUGGUAUAGCGCGAUUCGCCUUAAACCAUAAUAACCUUCGCUUGAAGUUGCUCUCUGCCGGUGGCGGAGAAGUUCAGGUAAUACUAAAAUCAUUCACCAUCAAUAAUACUAGGCCUGGGAAUACAAAGUUUCGAGAAAUCAUACCUGCGGCGAGCCAUACUCGAAACCAGUUUAUGAUUCUUUACACGAUGGCUGGCGAUGCUGAUUUCUCGUCAUUGGCUCUCCUGACCAUUGAUUCACCCCGGAUUAUAUUUGCAGUGGAUCUUGUCUUCGGCCUGAUUGACUUCUUUACAAAAAAGGUGGACAUCGCACGAUCAAAUCAAUUUGAGGCGGAGGCGGGAAAAUCUUCUCUCGAUUUUCGUGUCGACCUCCACGAUGUCUCGAUAUCUGUACUCGAAAAUGACUCCGAUCUUGAUUCCCAGUCCAUUCAACUUUCUAUCAAACAAAUACUCUUAUCACAGCAGGUAACUAUUAUUGCCAAGCUUAUUUAUGGUAUCAUGGCCCUCACCAUCAAACAGCUCGGAAUGUCCUUAAUGCAAAUGGGGAGGCCAACGGAAACUGUACGAUUCCUAGACGAAUUCGACUUGACAUUCUCGCUUGACAGUCGUUCAACAUCGUCACAACUUAUGACUAACAUAGAGCUCAACACAAGACCGAUCGUGUUCCGCGCUUCAUACCGAGACAUCACCUUGAUUUCCACAAUUGUCAAUAAAGCGGUAGAACUCUCCAAUCGCUCAACUGAAUCAGGAUCCCAGGCGUCUCGCCUCGACGCUCCAACCAUAAGGUCAAAGAGCUCCGGAGGGCGUCAUACCCGCUCAAGUGCCUCGAGGAUGGUUGGAGCGAAUCAGACGCAGAGCAGACCCGUUGGGAAGGCCCGUAUCCUGACAUCGAAGGAGCAAUUCAAGGGGUCUUUCGAUGGAUUCCGAUUGGUGCUCAUUGGAGAUUUGCAUGAGCAACCUAUGCUGCAUCUCAAAGUGAAACCUUUCAUCAUCGGAGCAAAGGACUGGUCCGGGGAUUUGUCCGCCAUCACUACACUUGCAACGCAAAUAAGCUAUUGGAACCUGACAAAUUCACAUUGGGAACCCCUGAUCGAUCCAUGGACCUUCUCGGUUUCGUUUUCAAAGGAAAACUCCAGCGGCGCUUUGAAUAUCAACUUAUCGGCUCGCGAACGACUCGAUCUCAAUUUGAGCACUACAUUCGCAGAAUUGGGUAUGACUACUGUGAACUUGUGGAGUCAAGAGGGCGAACAAAUUCUGCGAAAGGCUCGGGGUAGUUAUGCCCCUUAUCGUAUGCGAAACCGUACUGGAUAUCCGGUAUUCAUUUGGGCCGAUAAUGAUGGUAGCAGUAAUAGUAAGGAAUCGGAUACAACAGGAGUGCAGUUGUCUCAUGAUCAGACCAUUGAUUGGCGCUUUGAUGACUGGAAGACAAUGCGAGAGCACGUUUCGGGCUCUGGACAACAUAACAUUGGUAUCCGAUUUGUGAACAAAUCUUGGGAACAUCUUCGCAGCAUUCCCGUUGACCGGGAGGGUGAAUUCAUUUUCCCACUAAAACCUAGAACGGAAAAACAUACCAAUCGUCUACUAUGCGAGGUCAAGGUAGAGGACAACGUCAAGGUAGUGACAAUCAGAUCCACUUACAAGGUGGAAAACCAAACUCUGUACCCUCUUGAAGUAACGCUGGUUGAUGAAAGGGGUCAUCCAGUGUAUUCAUUGGAGAAGGUAGCACCAGGUCAGGAUUAUGCUCUUCCAAUCGAAGCCGUGAACACGAGCAAGGUCAGAAUUCAACCAGAUCAGGGCUUUGGAUAUAAAUGGUGCAAUCCUGUCCGAUGGGAAGACCUUGUAACCAAGAAGAACUUCACUGUUCGUUGCCCGCAUGGAGACCCACGAGAAGCUGCUUUCCGCUUCCAGGCUUGGGUCCAGAGUGACCUAAAUCCUAAUGACUCGUUAGUCCGCAAAUACCCUAAGAUAAAUCUUAAACUUCGUGCGCCAUUGGAACUUGAGAAUCUUCUUCCUUACAACAUCCAAUAUCGGGUGUACGAUAAAGACACAGAUCAGAAUUGGAGAAGCUAUUUGCGUCAAGGUGGAAUAAUGCCAGUACACUCUAUUGAGCUCGCGCACCUGGUUCUGCUCAACAUCGAGGUGCAAGAUACAAUUUUCAAACCGAGUGAUUUUACUAUUAUCAACACUGAUGGCCAUGGCGAUUUCGACGUCGAGAAUAGUCUUACUUUACUUGAUCAAAGCGGCAGAAAGUUGAACCUCAAACUGAACUAUGUUCGCUAUCCAGAUUCUGGGGGAGCUUUCAAAGUUCAGAUUUACAGUCCGUAUCUUGUGAUGAAUAAGACUGGACUUCCGUUUGGUGUCAAAUCAGCCCGACCCAAUCGGGCUGUCGCACCGCAAGAUGUAGCCGGAGACACAAAUACAAGUGAGCGCAAGGAUCUAUCACUGCUGUCUCAUGCAAGUGAGCAAGGUCAUGAGUUCACCUUAAAAUUGGGUGAUUCCGUUUGGUCAAAGCCUAUCAGCGUGGAAGCCCCCGCAGCGGAAAUCGCACUCGUCAUACCAUCUCAAAAACAAAAGACAGAGGAGAUUCAUGUUGGCAUUUCCUGGACUGAAGGUCUCGGAAAAUAUAAGCUUAGCAAGAUCAUAACCCUAACACCUCGGUUCAUUCUCAAGAAUAAUCUUUCCGAGCCGAUAUCCUUCCGUGAACACGGUGUAGCGCCAAGGGACAAGUCUGUUAUUAGCCCUGGCGAGCGUUGUUCAUUGCAAUUCGUUCGGGCAAGCCCAGGGAAACUUUUGACCAUUGCUUACCCCGGAUUGAAUGCCCAAUGGUCUCCGCCAUUCAACAUAGAAGACAUUGGCUUCGUACAUCUCCGACUCAAGGCCCCGGGCGACAACCCAGAUCAGAUACGUUUGAUCCGCGUUGACGUCAAAAUUGAUGGAUCGACUAUCUUUGUCCAUUUCUCUUCCGCAGCUGGUUGGCCUUUCAUUAUCGAAAACGGCAGCGACUACACAUUCUCUUUGUCACAAAAGGAUGCGUCGAGAGAAGACCAAAACCUCUUGUCCAAAUCUCCUACCACCUAUACUGUUAAACCACACACCAACUUCUCUUAUGCCUGGGACCAACCUGCAGCCAGGGACAAAAAGAUUUGCCUUAGUAUCAAUGGCUCCAGGAGAACCGUGGAUCCUCUAGAGAUUGGUGACCUAAUUCCUUUCAGAUUCACUGAAGGACAAAAGACUAAGGCCGUCUCACUUGACGUUCGAGCCGACGAUGACAAGCAAGUACUGUCAAUCACCAAUUACAAUGCUGAACGAAGUCUGUACAAACCGAAGCGAAGCAACACCGGAUCAUUAUCUCGACAGGAUACUAUUUCCAGUACCGGAGAAUCCUUCGAGGCUGUCACGGAAGAGGUUUCUCCUGCGUUAGGGCUUAGCAUCCAUUUCAGUGGAAUUGGCAUAUCGUUGGUAAACCGAAGACUCGUUGAAGUCAUAUACGUCUCGUUAAACUCAUUGACACUUGAGUACACGAACAGCGCAGUAGCGCAGUCAUUUACUAUUUCGUGUGGGACUUUGCAAAUAGACAACCAGCUUCAUGAUGCUCUUUAUCCUGUCAUCCUCCAACCUACUCCGUUACCAAAGGAUUCAGCCGCGCUACCCACUGUACAAGCGUCUAUCAUCUUACUGCAAGAUGAAGAUCAUGGAGUGUUAUUCGUGAAAUACUGCUCUAUCCUUCUGCAAGCAUUAACAAUCGAGGCCGACGAAGAUCUGCUAUUCUCAAUAUAUGAUCUCACGCAGAUCAAAGGUGCUUCAUGGGAACAGGAAACUCAGGAUAUUCUCAUUGAACAUGGCGAAGACAUACCGGAACCUCAGGAUACUUCCACUGGACAAACGCUGUACUUUGAAGUAUUGGAGUUACAGCCGAUCAAACUCUCGCUGUCUUUUAUGCGCACAGAGAGGGUCAGCAGUGAAGAAAAAUUGAGCAUCAGAAACCCGCUUGCUGUUGUCCUCAAUGCUUUUACUAUGGCCGUGGGCAACAUCAACGAUGCACCUCUUGAGAUGAAUGCGCUCGCUAUAAAGGAUAUGAGACUUAAAACUCCAGAGCUUCAGAGUCGUAUAAUGUUACAUUAUCGGCAGGACGUCAUUCGUCAGUUAUACCGGAUCUUGGGUUCCGCGGAUUUCAUCGGUAAUCCUGUCGGCUUAUUCACGAACGUUAGUUCUGGCGUGGCCGAUAUAUUCUAUGAACCAUUCAACGGUGUGGUCAUGCAUGGAAACAAGGAGCUAGGUAUCGGUAUCGCAAAGGGUGCCGCGAGUUUCGUCAAAAAGACAGUAUUUGGGCUCAGUGAUAGUAUGACUAAGUUCACCAGCAGUGUCGGAAAAGGAUUGUCCGCUGCGACUUUCGAUUCGGAAUAUCAAGCUCGCCGUAGGAUGACUCAGCGUAGAAAUAAGCCCAAGCAUGCUAUUUACGGUGUUACUGCCGGAGGAGAGGCUCUAGCGAGCAGUGUGGCCAGUGCCAUGGAAGGUGUCUUGAUGAAACCGUUAGAAGGUGCAGAGUCUGAAGGAGCAGUAGGCUUCUUAAAGGGAAUGGGCAAAGGCUUAGUCGGUGCUGUCACCAAACCGGUCGUCGGGGUGUUUGAUUUGGCUUCUAACGUAUCAGAAGGUAUUCGCAAUACCACCACUGUGUUUGAUAGUCCGGAUCGAGACCGAGUCAGAUUGCCAAGAUUGGUUCCUCAUGACCAAGUACUGAGGCCUUAUUCAGCCCGGGAAGCAAUGGGUCAAUAUUGGAUGAGAGACCUCAAUAAUGGAGCGUAUCGUGGAGAACUUUAUGUCGCACACAUCAAUACUCCUGGGAGUGACAACGUCGUGCUUUUGACAAUGUCGCGAGUGUUGUCUUUCUGGUCAAAAAAGCUUCGCUUGGAUUGGGAAUUGCCUCUCACUCAAGUACAAGGCAUUACUGUAGAGGACACUGGUAUACGUUUUGCACACAAAUCAGGAAGGGAGCACGACAAAUUCGUCUUUAUCCCAGACAAAAGUACCCAAUCAUGGGUCUUUGAACGCGUGGCAGGAGUUGUGAAGGCGUUCAAUAUUCGAAAACGAAUGGAUGGGUAGCUUUGGAAUAAUGAUGUAGAACGAUGUAAAAAAGAACUAUAACGGAAGGAUUCUGCGAAGGCAAAUAUACAAUUAGAUAUAAUAAGAUAAAGAUGUAGAAAGCAACACUACGCGACGGAAGAAAUGUAAGCCAAAACAAACGAAUAGAUCAAAAGAAUCAAAGGCUUUGCGGAGGUCGACAUUUCAAGUGCUUAUAGUAGCUUCACUAUGAGUUGGGCUGGGAAGAUCAUUUCCAGUAGCAGUGGCGGUGCUGGUACUGGAGAAUCGAUCACGAUGAGGCUUCACGAAUACCGGGGCAUGUUUGCCAAACUCAACGGGAAGGCCACUUGCUGACAUCACGUGCUGUUCUUCCUCGCUUAUGGAAUGUUGAUCAUAUUCGUGGUAACUUCCACGAGGACUGACCGAGUAAGCACUCUGAAAGUCUGUGUCGGACUCGUCUGUGGUGCCAGGAAGACCA
Lentinula edodes (shiitake mushroom) is the source of this 9799-nucleotide messenger RNA. Its product is annotated as vacuolar protein sorting-associated protein 13. The record is from RefSeq and is a predicted model, not a curated record. Gene Ontology annotation, biological process: mitochondrion organization; late endosome to vacuole transport; protein targeting to vacuole. Lineage: Eukaryota; Fungi; Basidiomycota; Agaricomycetes; Agaricales; Omphalotaceae. The transcript is spliced from 44 exons. Gene Ontology annotation, cellular component: extrinsic component of membrane. The coding region runs from base 1 to 9342 and encodes 3113 amino acids.